Messenger RNA from Argiope bruennichi, 5392 nucleotides. Its product is annotated as nuclear RNA export factor 1-like. Bases 137 to 1954 code for a protein of 605 amino acids. Gene Ontology annotation, cellular component: cytoplasm; nucleus. Lineage: Eukaryota; Metazoa; Arthropoda; Arachnida; Araneae; Araneidae. The transcript is spliced from 24 exons. The record is from RefSeq and is a predicted model, not a curated record. Gene Ontology annotation, biological process: poly(A)+ mRNA export from nucleus. Gene Ontology annotation, molecular function: protein binding; RNA binding.
AUUGCAACUAUCUAACGUGAUAUUUUCGUCGUUCUUUUUCCUGUGACAUUGAAAAAAUUAAAAUAAUUCUAUAGCAUUGAGUAAAAUGCUACGAUUUAUGUGCUGAAAAGCGCAUCUAAUUUGAGUUUUUCAAAUAAUGUCAAGAAAAGUUUAUUUUGAUCACGAUAAUCGCGGACCAAGUACAAGUGUUUAUAGACCACCUAUAGCCAUGGGGCGACAAAGAAAAUUCAGAGAUCAUUCUCGAGGAGGCAAGUCUCUUAUGCAUUCUUCAGAUAUUGAUGUUGAAAUGGCUCCACAAUUUUCACCACCAGAACGUCGUUUCAAUCCAUAUGCACCAAGACAUCAAGGUUCUAGGAAAAAAUACAAAAAAGGUGGUAAAGCAAAGUAUAGUAAUCCCCAUAUGCCCAAUAAGCAUGAUAAAGAAGGCUUUUCUUGGUAUAAGAUAACUAUACCGCAUGGCAAGAAGAGUGGGAAAAGUUUUAUCUUAAAAUCUUUACAGAACUUGUGUGAAACUCCAUUUGUUCCAGUAAAUUUUCAGUUCAGUGGGAAUGCUGCUGAAUUUUAUGUAAGUGAUCGUAAUGCUGCUGAGCAGAUUAAGCUGGCAAAUCGUAGGAUUACCACCCCAGAUGGUUUUAAGUUAAUAACAAUGACAGCAAGGUGUUCAGCACCACUUGUUAGCAUUGAUGCAGAAGCUGAAGAAGCCAUAAAGAAUUGUAUGAGUUCUCGAUAUGAUGCUAUGACACACAAUUUAAAUUUAGCUAAGUUCCAUAAUGAUCCUAAUAUGAAAUCGUUGGGGUUGUAUGUACCUUUAAAUAAACCUUCUGUUCUUAAUACUAUUGUCAAGAUAAUCAAAGAACAUAUACCAGAAAUUGAAGCAUUGGAUCUAACAGAUAAUAAACUGUAUUCAUUAGAUCCAUUUAAUUCAUUAGUGUCAACUUGUAAACAACUGAAGAGCAUCAUUCUGAAAAACAACAAGCUGCGAUCUGUUUCAGAAUUAAAUUACUUGAAGGGAUUGGAGAUAACAGAUUUAAUUCUAGAUGGUAAUCCUUUAUGUGAUGAUUUCAAGGAUAAAACUUCAUAUAUCAGUGCUGUUCGAGAUCGAUUUCCAAAGCUGCUUAAUUUGGACGGUCAUAGUUUACCUGCUCCUAUUGGAUUUGAUUUGGGGCCUGAAACCUUUCCAGUGUCAAAAAAAAGCUUUUUUGCUGCAGAUGAUGUUAAAGACUUAGUGAUACAGUUUCUUGAUCAAUAUUACACAAUAUAUGACUCUGGGGAUCGUUCCAAAUUACUUGAUGCUUAUCAUGAUCAGGCUAAUUUCUCACUUUGUUUAUCAAGGCAUUCUCACAAUUCUAGGAGCAAUGGUGGUAGCCUGGCAUCAUACAAUCUGGAUAAUAGAAAUCUUCUGAAAGUAGUAGAUUAUUCUGAAAGAUUUAAACUGUUAAAGCAAGGAAAGUUAGCAAUUGUUACUACUCUUUCUCAGCUACCACAAACAAUGCAUGAUCCUACCUCAUUCAGUGUAGAUAUUUUUCAUAUCUCGCCUGGCCUUAUGUGUUUUUCAGUUAUUGGUGUUUUUAAAGAAGUUGGUGCUGAUAUUAAUAACGCUACUUUGAAAACAUUUAGCCGAACAUAUGUUGUUGUUGCUACCCCUGGCCAUGGGUUUGUAAUUACAAAUGAAACAUUGUUUAUUGCUCACGCUAGUCAAGAGCAGCAAGCAAAGGCUUUUAAAGUACCUGCUCCUACACCAUCACCAAGUCCUGCGCCACCAUCUACUGAAGAAAAGAGUGCUAAUGAAAAGCAGAUGCUUGUAAUUGAGUUAUCAAAACAAACAGGAAUGAAUGUUGACUUUUCUACCAAAUGUCUUGAAGAAAAUGACUGGGACUAUCAAAGAUCUUUUGCUGUGUUUUUAAAAUUUCAGAGUGAAGGGAAAUUGCCACCUGAAGCUUUCAUUAAUAUGUAAUACUCAUUCUUUUCAUCAUACAUUUAAAAAAAAAAACAUUACUGCUGGUGAUAAAAGGAUUUUUAUACAUAGAAUGACUAAAUCGGGAUUCAUUUCUCAAGUUAGAAGCACUACAGUUUAUUGCAUUUUUUUCCACAGCAUUAUUUGAUAUUUUUUAUGAAACUAUUUAUGCAAGACUUUGGAGCUUUGUCUUUUUCCAUAUUUCUCAAUAACUGUAAAGACAUCUAAGUUUGAUGCACUGAUCUAGUUUUUUUAAUUUUAUAUUAGAGACGUUUCUGUUAAUGAAUUUCUGUAUUAUCAUUAUAUGUUCAAACUGUAAUAUUGUAAAAGUAUAUGUUAAAUGCAACUUUUUUUCCCCAUGUCCCCCCCUUCUUUUUUUAAAAAAAAAUAUUAAUAUGCACAUAUGUAGAAUGUAUAAAGCAAAAAAAAAAAAAAAAUGAAUAUUUUUUUUAUAUAAUUUAAUGUUGUUUUUUUUUUUUUUUACAAUAGUUUUAGAGGCUUAAUUUUUUUUAUGAAAUAUGAAAAUAUUUGAAUUCUUUUUACAUUGAAAUAGCUAUUAAAUAAAUAAAAAAUGCAUCCUAUAAACUCCAUUAAAAAUAUUCUAAAUUAAUUACUUUCUUUCUUUUUUUUUACUUUCAGUAUUCAAAAUUUUGUAUAUUAUCAAUUGGUUUUAGUAGAGGAUAAUGUAAAGAGAAUUCAAAUAUUUAUAUAUUUUUUUAAAAAAAAGUUUUAUACAUUAAAAUUUCUCUUCACUAAAUAGGAAAAGUAAAUGGAAAUCUUAUGGUACUUUAGAGCUUUCAGAAGUAUGCCUUAUUUUAUCAUGCUAUAUUGAGAAAGAAAAUAUAGGGAAAUAUUAAAAAACUAGGACAGGCUCUGACGUGAAUUGUUGGAGUCUGGAAUUUUAAAUUUUUUAAUCUUUUUUAAUUUUGAAAUAUGGAGUUUUAAAAAUUAUUCAUUAAUACUAUUGAAGAAGAGUGAAAUAAUAAAGUUCGAUAGAACCUACUUUUUAUUGCUGGUUUGCAUUAUUAUGAAGUUGCAAUUAUUUUUGUUAUUUAUUCAAAAAUGAUUCAUCAAAGAAAUUAAAUGUAUGUAUAUAUAUAUUUUUUUAACAAAAAUCUUUUAUUUAAAACACUUUUCAUAAAACAAAUACAAGGGAAAUAUCAGCAUGUUAUAAGCCUUUGAUUUGUAAUUUUUCUUAAUCUGAAUAUGCAUUUCGAUUUUUAUAUAAUUUUAAUUUAAUUUAUUAAUGUUUUCAAUAUUUUUAUUUUUUCAAUAUCAUUUACAUUAAACAUUUAUUGAUUGCAACAAAGAGCAUUCAUUUUUAAGAAUAUUAUUAGAAGUAUUGCUUAACAGUUAUUUUGUAAUAUCAUUAAAGGAUUAAAAGUUGGUGUUUUAAUUACUCAUUUUUUUAAUGACAGUUAUCAACUGGCAUUUAAAAAAAUUGUAUUUUAAUUAAUUCAGUUUGUUUACUAUAUAAAUAUUUAUAUUGUUUUGUUUAAAUAAUAUAUUACAAUGAUUUUUUUAAUACUUCGUUAUGUCAUAUCCUUGAAAAAAUGUAGUGUAUGUGUGCUGUCAUUUUGUUAACUUCAAUAUGCAAAUGCUUAUUUGCAUAUUGAACUUUUACUUUAUUAAAUUGUUACCAAAAAGUUAAAAAUCUUAGGCGACCAUCAAGUUAAACUGCUAUUAAAAUAUCGAUUUCUGUUUUCUAACAAAUUACAUUGGUUGGAAGAAAGGAGAAAAAACACAGUUCUGCAUGAUUAGCUUAUUUUGUGUUGAUGAAAAGCAAUUUAUUGCUUUCUGUCUUGUUUGUUUGUGAAGCAAGAAGAAAAAGAAGAUACAAAGAAAGCAUUCCAUUUUCUAUGUUCUAGACUUUACUUUAAAACCACAUUGUUGGUCAUUGAAGCCAACUCAUACCAUCAUGUAAAUAAUUUUUUAUAUGUAAUUAAUUAAUUUGGUAUAUAUUGCAGUCAGACUGAUGAUCCAUUAACUAUUAAUGAAAUAUUUAAUGAGUUUAAAAAUAUUGAGUGUGAGAAUAUUAGAAGAUAAUUGAACUGUUACUUAAAAAAAAUUAUUUUAAUUUUUAAAAUUUAUAGUUGGUUUUAACUUUUGAUAAAAGGAAAAUUAUAAUAAAGACAUUGGAGACUUAAGAGAUGUUAACUGUGGCCAUCUUAACUCUGGUUUUUCAAAAUGCUGAAAUGAAGAGACCAUGCUUUUUGUAUUUCUUCGUGGGCAAUGACUUGAAGAACUUGUCUGAUGGGAAGAAUGUCAUUUACAGGAUAGAAGAAGGAUCUAUAGCCAGUGGUGGAAGUUAUUACUUCCUAUUUCCUGGCAUGGAGUUAUACAUCUAUUUGCAAGAUUCAGUUAUAAUUUAAAGAUUACAUUAGCCAGAGUGAGUCCAAGAUCUAUGGUGACGUCUUUUGUCUCCUAAUGUCCAGUAAAAACAACAUGGUUUAAAACAUUUUUUUUUUUUUUUUUUUUUUUUUUUUUUGUAACUUAGUGAUUGCUCAAUUGUCUUCUGAUGUUUGAAUUGAUAGUUGAUGCUUUGGUGCAUGCAACUGUAUGCAUGUAAAGCUGUAUGUGAUUUGAAUGAUUUUAAUUUUUUAAAAAUAUUCAUGUUAAAUAACUUUUGGAUUUGAUUUUUUUUAAUAUCAUUUUCACUUUUUGAAAAUGCUUUCCUUUUAUUAUAAUAGUAAUUAAAUUGUAUAAUCUUUAAAAAAAAUCAUACUUGAUCAUCUCCUAUAGUCAAUGACUGCUUCUUACAAUUAAAAAUUAGUUUGAAUGAGAAAACUGAUUCUACAUUUUUACAGUUUGUACAAUAGCAUUUUUUUUUCAUUGUUUAUUACGAUAUAUUUUUAUUUAUUUAUUUAUUUAAAUGGACUUUAUUUAAAUAGAUGUAUGUGUAAAAAGAUAAAGCCAAUAUAACUGUUUACAAAAUUAUGACUCUUAAUCAUUGGUGUAUAAAGAAGUAUUUGUUGCAUACAUGCGUUGAUAUGGUCUUUUGAUGAAAUUAAAAGAAAUUGAUUUAUGUAUUAUAUUGUUAUGCUGGGCUAAUUUUACUACUGCUGAUAUUUCUCUUGAUAAUACUGAAAGCUCUAAACGAAAAUAAGAAUUCCAUUUAUGUAUUCCUUCCCCUCCCUUUUUUAUUUCCCCCCCCCCCCCCCCACUUAAAAGUAGGAGUUUUAAAGAUCAGUGUUUUAAUGAAUGAGUAUUUAUAUAAUUACCAAGCAAACAUUUAUUGUGCAUUACUGACUUAUGUGCAUAAAAAUAUAAGAAUGGUGGCAUAUACCAAUAUGUAAUGUGAUUUAUUGUUGUGAAUACUUUAUUUGAAUGUAAAUAUUUUGUAAAAAUAAAUGUUAAAAGUUCCAGAUCAUUUUGAAAAGGUUGUGUAAAUAUAUUAAAUUCAUCCAAAGCAUUGUAGAUGCUUUCGACUAUUUUUUA